Protobothrops mucrosquamatus (brown spotted pit viper) is the source of this 872-nucleotide messenger RNA. Its product is annotated as glyoxalase domain-containing protein 4-like. The record is from RefSeq and is a predicted model, not a curated record. The transcript has 8 exons. The coding region runs from base 37 to 846 and encodes 269 amino acids. NCBI's taxonomy places the organism in Eukaryota, Metazoa, Chordata, Lepidosauria, Squamata, Viperidae.
AACCCGUGUUAGCUUCCGAUCUUUCGAGAGAAGAAAAUGAAGGCGAGACGCGCGUUACACUUUGUCUUCAAAGUCGGCGACCGAGCUCAGACCAUCCGUUUUUACCGAGAGCUACUGGGCAUGCGCGUCCUGAGACAUGAAGAAUUUGAAGAAGGUUGCAAGGCCGCAUGCAACGGUCCCUACGAUGGCAAAUGGAGCAAAACUAUGGUGGGCUAUGGACCGGAGGAUGACCACUUUGUCGCAGAGCUAACUUACAACUACGGUGUUGGGAAUUACCACCUUGGCAAUGAUUUCCAGGGGAUGACUGUUGCAUCAAGCCAAGCUGUGAAAAACGCCAGAAAAUUGCGGUGGCCACUGAAGGAGAUCUCAGCAGGCCUUUACGAAUCGGAAGCCCCGGGAGGAUAUAAGUUCUUUCUGGAAGACAAAGAGCGACCUCAAGAAGAUCCGGUGCUGAAGGUGACUCUGGCUGUAUCCAACCUGCCGAAAUCGGUAGAAUACUGGUCCAGGUUGCUGGGCAUGAAAGUAUACGAGAAGGACGAAGGGAAGAAGAAUGUUUUGCUCGGUUAUGCCGAUAACCAGUGUAAACUCGAGCUGCAAAGCAUCGGCCAGGCUGUGGACCAUGGCACGGCCUUCGGGCGAAUCGCCUUCUCUUGCCCCAAGGAAGAGUUGCCUGUUAUUGAAGCCUUAAUGAAAAAGGAGAACCAGAAGAUUUUGACUCCUUUGUUGAGCCUGGACACCCCCGGGAAAGCAACUGUGCAAGUUGUGAUUUUGGCUGAUCCUGCAAUGGCGGCCGAUAAAAGCCACGAGUGGUUUGCCAAACAUAACCGCUCCAAGCCUUCGGCAUAACCCACCGGGGUUUGCUAACCCACGAC